Molecule: messenger RNA, 2288 nt
Organism: Salvelinus sp. IW2-2015
Lineage: Eukaryota; Metazoa; Chordata; Actinopteri; Salmoniformes; Salmonidae
Source: RefSeq, a predicted model, not a curated record
UUUCUACCGACGAAAGCCCUUACAACUACUCCCCAACACUGGCUACAAGAAGCACCUUUUAGUUAGUUUCAAACCUGGGAUCUGUUGACAGAAAAGAGAAACAAACACAAUCAAGACUAGAUUCUGGUGGUAGGCUGCACAAGAAGGCUGGCCAUGGUUGGAAGGGGUAUCCUGGGUUGUUUCAUUGUGUUUCUGUCUUUGGCCUCAGUAUCCUCUAUAAAAGGAACCCUUAUUUCAAUAAAGGACCUCAAGGGAAUAGAGUUUGGUCACACCUCUCCUCGRCACGGCCUCAUGCUGCUCCACUGGCUAGCCAACAACAUUYWMAWKGACAACAACKGCAACAUGAGACUCAAUUUCAACCCAACCAGGGGAGACUAUGGMUUUCAUUUMUAUGGAAACAGWCCACCUUCAUUACCUAUUCUGCUUCCUGAAAGCGGAAKAUACUACUCACUAGGGAAUAUGAACUGUAUUGGCUCAAUGAUGGCACUUCCUGAUUAUGUAACUCAAAGAUUCUACAACUCARGGGGWSCUGAGAGCAACAGGGACAGGGUCAUACUCAGAGUUAGGGAGGAAGAGUCCAAUCAGUUCAUAGUAGACGAGGUCUAUGUCACACAGCACUAUCCACUAAAUGGAAACACAGGAASUGSCUAUGAUCCAGACAAUACAYACCKUGUCARUKUCARCCUCCUWASACAAAUCCAAMGUCUACCAACCAUUGGCCGAAAUGAGAUUCCAUGUAUAUAUAAUGUAGAGAUCAACCACAACAGUCUGCAAGAACUGGAAAACAUCUGGGGACACACACCUGGUCUGGCACUUCUUCUGGCUAUUGUAUUGUACUUUACACGUCCCAAAACCUUUUUAAUUAAGGAGCAAGCGUUUUGUUUCACAUCACAACCCCAGAGUGUCAUGGAGGAUAAGGAUAAUACAUUGAUCAAGCUUGAGGUGAAAACCACAGAUAGAGGAAAAGCCAGGAUCAUCUGGAGUGGGAUCCCCAAGARGCUAUUAGACCAGGGUGUAAUGGUGGUUCUUCAUAGGAACAAUAACCGUGACAGUAAGAGCGAGCUAGACAGAUCAUCAGUCGGGGGCCAAGCCUCUGGGAGCUAUAACACCUCAGUACCCCUUAACCCUGGUCUCCAGGUCAGGCUCCAUAAGGAGGUAAACAAUUGGUGGAAUUACUUGGGGUUUGGGUCCACAAUCGGAGAGGAGAUCUGGAGAGGUUCUGAGUUUCACAAUGCCAACAGAGAGAUUCCUGUUGAUAUUUUCGGACAUGACGCCAGUCUGCAGCUCUUCGUAAAGGAUGGAAAGGCCUGCGCUCGCCUGUACGUAAAGAAAUCCUUCAUUGCCUGGAAGAAAACGUUUAAUAACUCCUGGGUUGGGUUCUACUCUUCUGAAGGCACCUUGGAUCAUAAGACCUGGCAAUGGGCUGUUCAUUUCUCUAAGGAAAGCUGCUCUGAUUGGGCAGAUAUACCUGGGUAUGAUGUCUAUGUGUAUGAGUCUAGUAUGACCAUGUCUCCUGGGGUCCAGGCCAGAUUCAUACUGGAGAAAUCUGGGGGUGAAAAGGCMCGCACUCCACCCUGGGAGAGACUUGUCCAGGGGUGAGCUCACCUGAUAACAUGAUCUAUGAUGUUGAUUCUCAUUUUUAGCUGCUUGUGUAAUUGCUUUUGUUUAUGUUUAACAUUCAUGUACCCUGCUUUUCAUUUGGUUUAUUUUAGUUGCUAAUCUGUGUAAAGUGUWAAAGAGAAUCUGUUCCCAAAAAUCCCUUCUGUUCCUCUUUCAUUGCUAUUUUGAGGGGAUGACUACAGGCUGGUGGUGUGGGUGGAUGACUUGACCUGUCCUCAUGACAAAUCAUUCAGUACAUGACAUUUUAUGUUUCUCUUUGUGAUGUAUCAUGGGCUGGAGAUGUUUAUAUGGAAAGGGGGGAUACCUAGCCAGUUGCACAACUGAAUGUAUUCAACUAAAUGUAUAUUCCGCAUUUAAUCCAAACCCUCUGAAUCCACGUCAUCGGUGCCCGGGGAACAGUUGUUGGGGGUUAAUUGCCAUGCUCAAGUGCAGCACAAAAUGUUUUUCCACCUUUGCGGCCUGGGGAUUUGAACAAGUAAUCUUACUGGGUUGCUGACCCAAUGCUCUUAACCACCAGGCUAUCUGCUGCAUUUGUGUGGUGGGGACUGUGUUGAUUGGUUCUGUUUGUUGGUGUUAAUUCUUGUGUUUUGUGAAAAUUCUAUGAAAAUUGAAUCACAAAAAAAGUUACAUGAUAAAUUCAAGAGAAAAUAUACAAUAAAAACCUAAGA